This is a messenger RNA of Phyllostomus discolor (pale spear-nosed bat), 489 nucleotides long. RefSeq names its product inter-alpha-trypsin inhibitor heavy chain H6-like. The transcript is spliced from 2 exons. Bases 1 to 420 code for a protein of 139 amino acids. Lineage: Eukaryota; Metazoa; Chordata; Mammalia; Chiroptera; Phyllostomidae. The record is from RefSeq and is a predicted model, not a curated record.
AUGGCUCCUUUUGACGUCCCCUUGCUUGGCUUUCCGCUAGUGAGCCCCCCAUACCAUCCCACCCCAACCCUCCCCACCCAUACAGGAGAGGCUGACUCGCCCCCAUCGACCAGAAUCGAGAGGGGAGAGACCUGUGUCCGAGUCACCUUCUGCCCGACACUGCAAGACCAGUCUACCUUCUCCAGCUCGGGUAUCAUGGCCGACUUUGUGGUCCAGUACGAUGUCGUCAUGGAGGACAUCAUUGGCGACGUGCAGAUUUACGACGGCUAUUUUAUUCAUUACUUUGCCCCCAGAGGCCUUCCACCUGUUGAGAAAAACGUGGUGUUUGUUAUUGACGUGAGCGGCUCCAUGUUUGGUACCAAGAUGAAGCAGGUAAUGAGAAACUUAGGACCUUCCCUACCUCUUCUUUUUGAAUCUUAGCAAGCAGAGAUUGCUGGAACAUUGGUUUCCUGGGGCCAGAGACCCUAUCAUCCCUUUCCCUAGGAUCUU